UUUGCAAAAAUGGACCUCACGACCAUGACCUUAUCACCCCCCGUCUUACCAGCUUCUCUGACGUUGGGGAAAACCUUGAGGAAUUGUUCCGUAUGAACAAGAUUUGGGCUGAAACCAUCACGGCUCAGCAUCCUGACUUCUUUGCCGAACGUGCCAAAACGCAAAAUCCCCACAUUGUUUGGAUUGGUUGUUCGGAUUCCCGUGUUCCUGCUGAGACAAUUGUUCAGUUGGGACCUGGUGAGAUCUUUGUUCAUAGGAAUAUUGCCAACCAGUUUAAUCACACCGACUUGAAUUCUUUGUCGGUGCUGCAAUACGCUAUCGAACAUUUGCAGGUCGAACAUGUCAUUGUUUGCGGGCAUUAUGGUUGUGGUGGUGUGGCCGCCUCGAUGAAAAACAAACAACAUGGUCUCGUUGACAAUUGGCUUUGCAACCUCAAAGACAUCUACUGGAAAAACAAAAAAUUAUUUAAUGAACUUUCCGAAGAAGAACGUAUCAAUUUGUUGGUGAGGCUAAACGUCAAACAACAGGUUUACAACGUUACUGCCACCAGCAUUGUCCAACGUGCGUGGGCAAAUGGUAAUCAAGUCAAAGUUCAUGGAUGGGUGUACGACCUAAGUACAGGCCUCUUGGAAGAUCUCAAAGUAGAUAUUGAAAAUGAAACAGAACUGUGCGAUCAAAUUUAUAAAGUUAUAGAUUAA
Messenger RNA from Acaulospora morrowiae, 698 nucleotides. The record is from the annotation of a GenBank genome assembly. NCBI's taxonomy places the organism in Eukaryota, Fungi, Glomeromycota, Glomeromycetes, Diversisporales, Acaulosporaceae.